AUGACCGGAGACGCGCGCGGGGACUCCAUCGACGGUGAUGCGAGCGGAGAUGGGCGACGAGGCAAUACCGGACGAAUGGUGCGUGUACACGUGUCGUGCGACGAUGAUCCGUUCUUUUAUCACGCGAUGGAGGUGCGAGAGGAGGAUUACGGAAAGCUUCGCGCCGAGCAGCGUUUGGUGGUAAACUUUGACGAAUUCCCGCGAGCCUUGGUGCGGUUGAUCAAGGCGUGCGAUCGAGGCAGUGGCGCGAAGAACGUCUACGCGGUGUUGGACGUACCGAAAACGAAUGAUUCCGCGGCUUCGAGCACGCUGUCCAUCGUGGAGACGAAUGAGUUUAAUCAGUUUACGCACGUGGCGUUGAAAUUCAAACCGGCGUCGGAUCGAGCGGCGAAACGCAUAUUGGCGGGUCUCCUGUUGGACGCGCGCGAGCGCGAGCGUGAGCUCAAACGCUUCGAGACACUCUACCGCGAGUCUCAAGACGCCCUGGAAGUCGCACGCGCGAAGUCAAUCGAGUCGCAGAUGAAGUACGCCGAGGCCUCUGCGACUGGUAAGCGAGAAAUUUUAGACGAACUCGAGCGCGCGAGGGAGCGUUACGAGACCGAUAAGCGAGAGCUUCGCAAGCGCAUCGACGACACGAACGCAGAAAAGGGUGAGAUUGAGCGCGAAAAGUUCGCGGCGCAGAACAAGGUGAGCGAGCUCGGAACCAAGCUCGGGUUGCUCGAGGGCGAGUUGUCCAUCACAAAGCGCGAGCUCCAGCGCGUUCGCGAGGAGAACGCCGCGCUCGACGCCGAGGUGCACGAGCGCGAUAAGGCGCACAGCUCUCGCGCUUUGCGUGUUGAAUGGCUCGAGAAGCAACUCGAGGACAAGGAGGAGGUGAUUCAGCUCUUCAAAUCUAGACUCGACGCGAGCGAGGAGCACAAGGUGGCGCUCGCGAGCUCGUGGGAGCAAGCGCGACAGUCGCUCGGCAAGGCGGAGGAGCGCCUUGCAGCGAGCGCGGCGGAGAUCACGAAAGGAAACGAAAUAAUCGAGACGCUUCAGAGCGAGACGCGCGCGGCGAAGAGUAAGGCGAAGAUCCAGGCCGCGGUGAUCAAGCGCCAAGAGGCGCUCCUCGAGGAACGCCUCACGAGCGUGGAAUCCGCCGCGGGCGAGCGCGCCGAGCACUCGCUCGAGACUCGCGAGCUCGAGGACCGCAUCCGCGCCCUGACGGACGAAAAAGCCGAGCUGAACACUAAACUCGCCGAGUCCCACGCGUUACUCCAGAGUAACCAACAAGUGAUCGAGUGGUUGAACUCGGAGCUCAACGCCGCCGCGCUCGGGCGCGCGGUCACACCGCGCCCCGCGCGCGACCCCCCGCGGUCGCCCUUGAUCGACUUAUCCUCACCCCCCCCCGCGGCGUGA
Messenger RNA from Ostreococcus tauri, 1398 nucleotides. RefSeq names its product unnamed product. Gene Ontology annotation, cellular component: centriole. The transcript has a single exon. Lineage: Eukaryota; Viridiplantae; Chlorophyta; Mamiellophyceae; Mamiellales; Bathycoccaceae. Bases 1 to 1398 code for a protein of 465 amino acids. Gene Ontology annotation, biological process: centriole replication. The record is from RefSeq and is a predicted model, not a curated record.